AUGGGGUCGCAGAGCAACGACCGCCGCGAGCUGACGGUGCUCGUCACCGGCUUUGGCCCCUUCCGUGACCAAUACCCCGUCAACCCGGCCUGGGAGAUUGCCAAGGGCCUGCCCGCCCGCCUGCCCGCCCUGCUUACCAAGGACAGGCGGACCGGCGCCGGCGCCGUCGACAUCCCCCCGGUGCGCAUCCUCGUCCACCCGGAGCCGGUCCGCGUCAGCUACGAGGCCGUGCGCGAGCUGGUGCCCGCCUUCUGGGACACGUACCAGGGCCGCCGCGUCGACGUGGCCAUUCACAUCGGCAUGGCCGGCCCGCGGCCCUUUUACCACAUCGAGCGCAAGGCCCACCGCACGGGCUAUGCGUCGCCCGACGUCGACGGCAAGAAGCUCGACGACCAGGACGAGGCCAAGCGCGGCGACGACUGGAUCUGGCACGGCCUGCCGGACGAGAUCGAGACGGACCUGGACCUGGACAACGUCCUGCAGCGGUGGCAGGGACACAGCUCGAAGGACAUGGACUUGCGCAUCUCGGAAGACGCAGGCAGGUACCUGUGCGACUUCAUCUACUACUCGACCCUGUCGACCCUGCUGAAACAGCAGCGGCCAAGAAAGGCCGUCUUCUUCCACGUGCCGUGCGACGCGUCCGAGAGGCACAUCACUCAGGGCCGCGAGCUGGCCGUCAACCUCAUCCGCGCCAUUGCCGAGAGCGAGACGGCCCGGGCGGCGGCGGGCGAGCUGGCGGUCGAGGACUUGUAA
Messenger RNA from Hirsutella rhossiliensis, 753 nucleotides. Its product is annotated as pyroglutamyl peptidase domain-containing protein. The transcript has 3 exons. Bases 1 to 753 code for a protein of 250 amino acids. Gene Ontology annotation, cellular component: cytosol. Gene Ontology annotation, molecular function: pyroglutamyl-peptidase activity. Gene Ontology annotation, biological process: proteolysis. NCBI's taxonomy places the organism in Eukaryota, Fungi, Ascomycota, Sordariomycetes, Hypocreales, Ophiocordycipitaceae. The record is from RefSeq and is a predicted model, not a curated record.